AUGAAGGCAUACACUUCCUCAAUCGGACGCUGGCGAGGAGAUGUUCGCUAUGUUGCGACUAGGAGAAUGCUGUCGAGCAUGGGCUCGAUUGGCAAAUUUGGUAUCGUACGGGAAAAGUUGCACGAUGAGGACAAAACGAAGAAAAAUACAAAAGGCGCACAAAGAUGCCUGUCUGCGAAAACCUUGACCAAUGUAAAUCUUACUCAAAUCAAGGCAAACACAUAUACAACCAUGACGCUGGGAAAGAGCUUCAUCCACGGUGUCCCAAACUCCGUUGAACGAAAUUUGCGAAGUUGCAUCCUCCAUGAUCCAUCACUCAGUCUGAUCGCUUCAGAAAAGGUUCUUUACAGGACUGACCAUAACAAUGACAAAGUCAUCCUGAUCUCCGGCGGCGGCUCCGGCCACGAGCCUGCCCAUGCUGGUUACUUGGGCGAGGGUGCAUUGGAUGUCAUUGUCGCAGGCGAAAUAUUUGCCUCUCCAUCUGCCUCGCAGAUCCUUACGGGGUUACAGACUGUCAAGUCGUCAAAAGGGUCCUUGAUGAUCGUCAAGAACUACACCGGCGACAAACUGAAUUUCGGUCUAGCGGCUGAGAAAGCGAAAGCUGAAGGCCAAAGAGUAGAGAUGGUCAUUAUUGGAGAUGAUGUAUCUGUUCAGGGCAAUUCGCUCGUCGGCCAGCGCGGUCUUGCUGGGACGGUCUUUUGUCACAAGAUCGCUGGGGCCAAAGCAGCUCAGGGGGCAUCCCUCGAUCGAGUCGCCGCCGUAACAAGAAAGGCUGCCUCGCAAAUGGCUACUGUCGCCGCGAGUCUCGAUCGAUGUAGCGUCCCAGGUCGAACAAGGCAAGAAGGUCUUCCUCACGACCAACUCGAGCUCGGAAUGGGAAUCCACAACGAACCAGGCGUCAAGCGCGAAGAGAUCUCCAGUCUUGAGAACACGGUCAAGAAGACUUUGGAUAUGAUAUUCACACCCAAGGAGCACAUGUGGCAACCUGAGAAGGGCCAGCGCACUGCCUUGAUGGUCAACAACCUCGGCGGACUGAGUGUUCUUGAGCUGGGCGUUGUUGCAGACGAAGUGGUGUCGCAAUUACUCCAGAAGGAUGUCAGAAUAGAAAGGAGUCUUGUUGGCACUUUUGUGACUUCGCUCGAUGGACCAGGUUUCUCUGUUACUCUUCUUUCGCUUGACGAUGAGCUGACGGAGCUUCUUGAUGCUCCUACCACAGCGCACGCCUGGCCACGUUCAAUCCAUGGAUGGGCGACAGAUGCCGAGUCCGUGGCCAAACGGGAAACAAUAGUCAGUCCACCCAAAGGGAUUGGCAGAAAGACGGGCAUUGAAGUACCAACCUCUCUUGUAAAGGUCCUCGUUGAGUCUGUUGCUCGAACGAUGUCGAGAGAUGAGCCCACAAUCACAGAAUACGACACACUUGCCGGUGAUGGUGAUUGCGGAGAGACACUUCUGAACGGGGUCACCGGUCUGGUAAAGGAGUUCCGGAACGACGAUGCAGUUUCUCUCGACAUCGGUCAAGUCUUCAGAAGAACAGCGACAACCGCGGAGCGAAGCAUGGGUGGCACAUCAGGCGCCAUCUACGCCAUCUUCCUCAACGCCGUAGCGAACCGUUUUUACAAGUUGACUACCGACUCACCCUCGAUUGGGAUCUCCGAAUUGAUGCAAGAAGCCCUCCAGAGCGGCUUAGACGAACUAUGCAGAUAUACACCUGCGCGUAUCGGUCACCGAACACUGAUGGAUGCUCUUAUCCCUUUCGUCAAGAACUAUACGUUGGAUGGCUCGCUAAGGGCUGCUUUGGCGGAAGCGCGCAAGGGCUCUGAGAGCACACGACAGAUGGCAGCGUCUUUAGGGCGGGCUAGUUAUGUUGGCCAGGAUCGGUUUGAUGAGGAGGGUGGUAUACCUGACCCUGGCGCUCUUGGUGUUCUGGGUGCCAGGGAUAUCUUUAUCCUGAUGACGGACAGGACAAAAUGGCAUGGCCUAGCCUGGGGCUCAAUGUCACCCUCCACAAUGUGGUCAGGUUUAGGCAAGUCUAAGCGGAGGUGGACUAAGCCCAUUACAGGCAUGUUUGGAGAUGACGAUCAGCCCGCCAAGCAUAAGCGCACUCGAUCAGGAUGUCUUAAUUGCAGACGCAAGAAGCGCAAAUGCGACGAAGGUCGACCGGCAUGCGGUACAUGUCGUCGUCGUAAUGAACCCUGCGAAUGGGGUCUCAAGAUUGCGUUCCGGGCUGAACACGCACAAUGCUUGAAUGCCCGGCAUCCAUCGAUGCGCAAGAUGGCGCGGAGGAGGCCGCCUAGAGAGUUUGAGAUCUUGGAUGUUACGGAUGAAGUCAUUCGUGAUUAUAAUGGUGCUGAGACCGAGGAGGAGGAUGGCAAUCAUGCAGAUCGUCACACAAGGAGCAGCAAUGAUGAUCAAACGAGUCUUGUAGUUAAUGAGAGACCUUCGGAGACCAGCUCCAAUACGACAGAAGGCUAUGUACCUAUACCUGUUCAAAGACCUCCCGUAAUCAACAUAUCGUCGCCAGCAUCACAGCGACGAACGGAAAACGCUGUCGCCGACCUACUCUACUUUAGUCAGAACGGCCAAUCUCACAAUUCCGUCGACAUAGACCCUGCUCUCCAAGUGUCUAUGGACACAGUCCCAAUUGACAUAAUAACAGAAUAUCCGUACAUGGAUCAAUUGCAAGCUUUCACACCAGAAGGGGCGUCUGAAGAUGGCAUCUUCCUACCAGGUUCUGCAUACCACGAAUUACACUCGACAUUGCGAAACCGUCUUAUACAAGAGACGCGGUCAAUUGCGCCGACGAGAUCGACGACGCCGCAUAUCGAACCGGAGGCCGAGUCGGGAGGUGCUACGUUGGAAGAGACGGAAGUUACGCUACCGAUAAACGACUUUCAGCCUUCGCAGGUGCCGCUCCUGUCGCAGCAAGAAGAGUGCUCUCUGUGGAAGAAUUACUUUGACGAGAUCGCUCCCUGGCUUGACAAGUUUGACCGAGACCGACACUUCCAGCAAAUUAUUCCAACAAUGAGCAAAGACAAUGGCCAUCUUCGAUACUCAAUGCUGGCUCUAUCGGCACGACAACUCGAGCUCAAGCAUACUCUUUCGACCAGCCGAAGUCUUGCACUCUACCAAGAAGCCAUUCACUUAUUACUCCCACACCUACCAACGCGCGGGACUGCGGUUAUUGCUACAUGUGUCAUUCUUUGCGUACUGGAGAUGCUUAGCUGCUCUCCAAAAGCAUGGCAACGACAUCUCGACGGGUGCGCCAGCCUGAUGGAAGCCGUGGGUAUUAAUGGCUUCGUUGGCGGGACAGAGCAAGCUUUGUUUUGGUGCUUUGCGCGCAUGGAUAUCUGUGGUGGUCUAAUAUCGUCGGUCAAGACGCUUAUACCCAUCAAUCAUUGGGCGUCGAAAACCUUGUCUAUCGAGAAUGAUGUUGAGCUGUUCAAGGCUGCCUCGACGUUCGAGAAUUGGGCCAAUUAUGCAGUAUACCUCACAGCCCAAGUGCUCGAUUUACUAGCACCCUCACCUUCAGAGCCAACACGCAACGAAGCGAAAUUCCGCACCAGAUGGCUUAAGCUAUGGAAAUACAUCUGCGAGUGGUAUCAAGACCGACCAGAACCUCUCCACCCCAUCAUGACGAUCCCCUCCACCGAAACCUCACCCUUCCCAACAAUCCUCUACUCGAAUCCCGCAGCCAUGUCGGGCAACCAAAUGCAUCACACCGCAUCAAUCCUGAUGCUUCAAAAUCAGCCCUCAUCGAUCCGACUGGGUCACGCAGCGAAACCGAGAAGUAUCCUUUGGCAUGCGAGGCAGGUUUGCGGUAUAAAACUUCUGAAGUGCUCUUUCGUGGAUGAAACCCCUGAGGAUAACCCAGAGGAGUCAGAGAACAAAGCAUCUGAGGCUUCAGGAAGUAGGAAGGUCGUGAACCAUAGUGCGAAAACGGCUGAGCGCUUGGCAACUUCAGAGAUGAAAAACGCAGCUAUCAAGAAGCUGAUAUCUGAAGAUGGAGGACCUCUUAGAUUUCAAAGGCCCUUCGGUUACUUCUGCUUCGGCAAGAAACAUGAAUUUCGUCUUCACGGCUCUAUCUUCUCAUUACGCUCCUCUGGCAAUUUAGCACCUGUCUUUGCCUUUCUUCAGAAAGGAAUGAUCAGAAUCCAACGAGAGGGCUUAUUUCAAACUCCUAGACCGAGAAGAUCUAACCCUCCAGCGGAAUUGUUGCGAAAGUUGCGGCUGAAGCAACUCGAACCAGAGGAUCGGUUCCGCGAUCCUUAUAUCCUUGCUGUUCUUAUUGGCCUUGCACAGUCACAAGCUGAGGACAAGAGCUCCCCUCAGACUCGCCAUCGCCAAGAUUACGUUUUCAAGACCUCUGCAGUAUAUGUCGACGAGGAAAACCAGGAUUUCUUCUACUUCUACAACGCACAGAUCUCUUUUGCUUUUUUGAGCAAGUUCGAGUAUCCACAGUCACUCCACAAACCAAAGGGCGCUAUGUCCUCGGACCUUUCCAUCCGGAUGAAGAAAAUCAGCUUUCAGCCCUACUCGACUUUGAAAUCGCGACUCCUUGCAGAGAUUGAAGCUUGCUUCAAUGAUGAGAGCUACAGUAAGUUCUUGAGAUACUGUUUUCUGAAAGACGAAGGCAAACCGGAACAAGCAGCAAAGAAAACUUCCAAAUGA
Messenger RNA from Fusarium coffeatum, 4668 nucleotides. RefSeq lists its product as uncharacterized. The transcript is spliced from 13 exons. Gene Ontology annotation, cellular component: cytosol. Gene Ontology annotation, molecular function: DNA-binding transcription factor activity, RNA polymerase II-specific; glycerone kinase activity; ATP binding. Bases 1 to 4668 code for a protein of 1555 amino acids. Lineage: Eukaryota; Fungi; Ascomycota; Sordariomycetes; Hypocreales; Nectriaceae. The record is from RefSeq and is a predicted model, not a curated record. Gene Ontology annotation, biological process: glycerol catabolic process; regulation of DNA-templated transcription.